CAUCAUGUCAAUCAAGUAUAUUCUUUUGCUCACACUUUCUACACAGUUUCUUUACGGUGUAAUAUGUGACUAUUACACGCCAAGUGAAGAAGUUGGAAAACUGUUGGAGAAGUAUGACCACAGGAACGACUCUCGGUAUCCUUUCGAGCUAGGGCUUGGUUAUUACUACCAAGGAGAUAUAAUGUUGGUUCCUCCAUCAAAAUCGAGAGUCUCCGUUUCUGAACAAUACGCUGAACAAAUAUGGCCUGGAGGCAGAGUUCCAUACCAAAUUUUAGGAAGUUUUACCGAAAGUCAAUUGAGUACAAUCAACAGUGCAAUCGAACUCUACAACAAACACACGUGCAUCCGUUUCGUUGAAAAGACGGAUGAAGAUCAACUGUGGAUAAAGAUCGUUAACAACAGAACUGGAUGCUGGUCGUAUAUUGGCAGGCAAACCGAUAACCAGUACAAUAUGAUUAACCUUAACACCCCCGGUUGUACAAGAACGGUCGGUACCCCGGUGCACGAAAUGAUGCACGCCCUUGGAUACUUUCACGAGCAAGCUAGACCAGAUCGGGACGAAUAUAUUUCAAUCAACAGGAGCGCUCUAAUGCCGCAAUAUCAAACUGACGAGUUUUACAACUCGAACUUUGAGAAGCUGGAAGCGAAUGAAGUUGAAACAUACAAAAUCCCAUAUGAUUACGGUAGUGUAAUGCAUUAUUCUAAGUUCGCAGGAGCGGCUAGCAGAGAAUAUCCGGUCAUGAACAAUAAGAAACCGUGGGAUGGAGAUUUCGGAAGUGAAACCGGUUUUUCGGAGAACGAUAUUAAGCAGAUAUCACUACGGUAUAAGUGUGACACCAAGAAAAAGAGUAAAAAACAAAGGAAAAUGAAAAAUAAAACCAACUUGACCAACAGAAAACUUGCGAAAGGUGAAUAAUGGUCUAUUCCUGGCUUGAAAAAAUCGCUUUUGAAAAUAUGUAAAUAAUCAUGCUGUAAUAAACUAAUA
Molecule: messenger RNA, 985 nt
Organism: Uranotaenia lowii
Lineage: Eukaryota; Metazoa; Arthropoda; Insecta; Diptera; Culicidae
Product: zinc metalloproteinase nas-14-like
Exons: 5
Coding region: 5-916 (303 amino acids)
Biological process (GO): proteolysis
Molecular function (GO): metalloendopeptidase activity; zinc ion binding
Source: RefSeq, a predicted model, not a curated record